Molecule: messenger RNA, 2489 nt
Organism: Saccostrea cuccullata (small rock oyster)
Lineage: Eukaryota; Metazoa; Mollusca; Bivalvia; Ostreida; Ostreidae
Product: SAM and SH3 domain-containing protein 1-like
Exons: 15
Molecular function (GO): protein binding
Source: RefSeq, a predicted model, not a curated record
UGUGACGGGAGAAAUUUCAGUCGAUGUGACGUCGGUGUAGGGGACAUGUGCUGUGUAUCUUUUCUGAGGAAUUAAUUCAAUGUGAUUAAAAAUGACUGACAACAUUAUUGGAGACUGGUUGAAGUCCAUUAGCUUGGAAAUAUACACAGAGGCAUUCAUUGACAAUGGUUAUGAUGAGCUGGAAGUGUGCAAACAAAUCGGAAGGCCUGAUUUGGAUGCUAUAGGGGUAACAAAUGAUAUCCACCGACAAAUAAUUCUUCAGGCAGUGACAAAAAUCAAAGAGGAGGGGGCGACGUCUGUGUAUUUUACCCUAGAGACUUCGGAUGUAGCUGUCAUCGAACCAAAUCUUUCUGAGAAGCAGGGGCCCCCAAGCCGCCGUAACUCAACCAAUGUUGAGACUCAGAGGACCCCCUCCCGGAUGUCUUGUGUGGGGGGAGGGGUCGGACAGGAGGAGAUGGUGACAAUAUACCCCCGGGCACAGUUGAGAAUGAUUGUUAGGGAUAAAUUAGUACAGGAUAAUAUAGACUUAUUGAGUCCACCAUAUACUCGCAGAGACUGGACGCCGUGCCACUCUAGUAUGAUGACCUUGGCUGCUAAGUACGCCAUACAGCUGAGGACGCGGUCAUCUGACGUCGUGGAGAGGUUAGAAGAACUAAGACAAUGGGUGCUUCAGAAGGAUCUCCAGACACAUUACACGACGGCUCCCAUCUCACCUGUGUCUUGUUCAUCAGGGACCCCCAGUCCAGGGUGUCCAAACUUCCCCUCCCUUCACACCCCCCUGCAGGCCAGCAUCCCCCCAGCUCUCCCUGAAUGUCCCCCUCCUGCCACAAGCCAUUUAGAUGGGGACCGACUGGGAAAACUCCACACCUUCCAUACCAGGCAAGACACCAAUCUGUACCAGUCUAACUACAUGACUAUUGGUUCUGGUUUUUGUUGUAUACCAUUAACAUCCAUUAGAGAAGGGCAAGAUGGAGACAAGACCAAGAAAACAUCUUCACUUGGGAGAUUUUUUAGGAAUAUGGGCAUCAGGAGGUCGGGGAAGAAAACCCAGUAUAAACCUCAUGAUGGAGAUUUGUGUGCUACAGAUAUGACCAUGAGUGAUGAAGAUAGAAAGGCUUUAAUGAUCAUGGUUAAAGAUGGCACCUUGACAACAGAGCAAGCCAUGGCCAUGGUAAAACAGUACGAAGAGGAGAGGCGCCGAGAAUGGCAACAACAGCAACAGCAGGGAAACCAUAAAGGGGCCCAAAAGAAGAAAAAGCAAGGAGGCAAACCUGUUAAAUCACCCUCGGCAACUUACCAUGAUAUUGUCACCAGAUGUCAGGUUUGCCAGCGAUUCCUGUCCAAUGAUCCGACUAAAACCUCUCCGAAUUUCUGCAAUGAUCCUAGUCAUCGUUUUGAGUGUUACCAACACCGACGAGUUCACAGCGUCAGUCACAUCGAGUUCACUCCCUCCACGAAAUCUCCCGAGGCAGCUCGUGCCAUGUCCUGUACCCCAACUCGAGGGUUCUACGGCCCGUCAGAUGUUCACUCUCCCGUGACGUUCUAUUCUCCUGGUCACCCACGUCUGUAUUCACCGGUCUUUCCUCAUGACGGUAAAAUGUACCACACAGGAAGUCUGUGUUAUGGUCAGCAUGGGAACUUUUACCAUGGUAAUGGUCACCAUAGCUCCUUCCAUGAAUCUCCAUCAGCCAUGUCUAAUUUUUCCAUGGAGUCGGAGCAUUCCAUGGAGUGCCAGACUCAUGUCCUGACACCUGGUGAAUUGGCAGCCACAAGGGGAGACAACUGGAAUUACAGCACCUACUCCAGUGCCAUGUCAACAGGGUCAGACAGUUCACCAGCCAUUGGAUGGAGGAAAAACUCAGAGGGAGGAGAUCCAAUCAAAAUGCAAAAGGUGCGUAACCAGUCAGGGACCAAUAAAUCGGUGAGCUCCGUCGAAAGUUCACAGAGUGGAGGAUCUGGAAAUAUGUCCACACACAGUGCUAGUCCAGGAAGCGGGAAAAGUGGAUCGUCAAUGGAGGCCGAAGGAAUGGCUGGUAACCUUGACAACACCUCCUCCUCCCUAGUUCGGGUCCAUACAGAUUACACCCCGUCCAAAACAGAAGUGGACAUGCUGCAUAUCAAGAAAGGAGACAUUAUCUGGGUGGCCACUAAGACAGCGGGGAGCCUGUGGAAGGGGGUACUGAGUGGGAGGACGGGCUGGUUCAGACCCUCGUACACUGAGGCCUGUAGUCAUAGUGUCACCGAGGGUAACCAGAGAAGGACCCCCAAUCCCCGCCGGACACCCAGGAAAGCCAAACCCAGGACUGUGGAGGAGCUGCUGUAUAGACUAGGAUUAGAGAGUCUAGAAAAAGUCUUUCUUGAAAAUGGUUUUGAGCACCUGGAAAGUUUUGCAGACUUAAAUGAGAGUGACCUUGAUGCACUUGGCAUCAGAGACCCCCAGCAGAGGGCGAAACUUUUAACAGCAGCUGAACUGCUAUGUAGUGCUGAAG